This is a messenger RNA of Babesia bovis T2Bo, 1547 nucleotides long. RefSeq names its product putative integral membrane protein. NCBI's taxonomy places the organism in Eukaryota, Apicomplexa, Aconoidasida, Piroplasmida, Babesiidae. The transcript has a single exon. The record is from RefSeq and is a predicted model, not a curated record. Bases 20 to 1519 code for a protein of 499 amino acids.
GCAAUUGUCGUGACAGUAAAUGUACAUUACUAUUGCGCUGCUACCCUAUACUACGGAUUACUAUUACAUCACUACCUCGUUACCAACUAGUACUACUGAGUACUGCCCCGUUACCAUACUAGCCAAUUUCUUCAAUCCCCCACACUCUGUAAUAACUGUUUUCUACAGGAUAACCCUUCUUAAGACGUCUAGAACAUACAACACGUCGGCAAACCCAUCCUCCCACAACCACGCCACUACUCCCCAGUACUAUGGAGUACCACCAAGGAAUAUAACUCCACACUGUAAGGAAAACGAUAACUCUAUAGUACUACCCAGUAUUAUCAAAAACACUAUGGAUAAUGUUAGCUGCACUACCAUAGUACUAGUACUACUAUGGCUAUCUCUAUGCUGCCAGGCACUGGGUUCAUUGGUGGCCUUGGUAGACGAAUUCAGCACUACUACAGUGCUAUUCACUACUACUCCACUGUCCACUUUGCUGCUCGGAGUAUGUCUAUGGCAGUGCAAGAAGGCUGGGUACCUACUAUCCCCGAUGACCUGGUACCAUUGGGCAUUACUGGUACUGCUGAUGCUACUACAGGUAAUGGCAGUGGUAUUGGCCGUGCUAAAGCUACUGCAACCGAUGGAAGAUCUGGAUGAAGACACCUAUUCACCUGAAUGGAUAUAUCCCAUUUACGGUGUUGCAGUACUACUUGUGUUUAUACUCGGUGGUACUCUAUACUGCGGCUGGAAAUGCAACCUAUUUUGUAGACCAUGUUGUAAGAGCCAGUACGUUUGUUAUGGUAGUGCAAUAGUAGUAGUACUAGUGCUUCUCGUAGUGCUGGGUGUAACAGCUUCAAUGGUGAAGUAUCAACCCAACUACGAUCUGUUUUCCGGCUUAGAAUGGGUUAAUGAGAUUCUGACAAUUCGUUACCUUGAUAAAAUAGUAGUACCGUGUACGCAGUGCUAUACCACGGCAGUGCUCUGGAUUACUAUUCUCAAGCUACCAUAUACAGUACCGGAAGUGAUAACCCUAAUGGCAUCAGCACUGGCAGUGGCCUCUAUAUUGGCAGUGGCAACACCCAUUACUAUGGAAUACGAUUUACUACUAUCCACUGCGUUGGCAGACAGCCCAGUACUACGCAUUACUACAGCAUCUUUCCUUCUGGCAUUGCACGUAGUGGCCCUAGGAAUUACCUUGUAUUGCCUAGAGUAUAAAGGGGUAUUCCACUGGCCCAAGGAUUACAUGUGCUUCGGGGUACUGGCAGCAGUGGUAAUUCUGGUAGCACUGGUGGCUGUGGUGAUAGUGAUGGUGAUACAUAUUGCAAAGACUCACGAUCUCAUCGCUGAACUUAAAGGUGUAGAAUUCGCCUUGCUGGCCUACUCACUACUACUGAUGGUACCGGUAUUCUGGUAUGCAUAUCGAUGUGGUCUACUUACAUGGAGAUGGAAUUCAUGUCUCUCCAAGCAGAAGAGUCUCAAGGCUACUGACACCGCUGAGAACACGGUACCAGACACGGAUGUCGCAAAGGAAUCAUAGUGGUGAGAAUGACUACAGUGCUACCCUG